Theobroma umbraticum is the source of this 1747-nucleotide messenger RNA. RefSeq names its product BSD domain-containing protein. The record is from RefSeq and is a predicted model, not a curated record. NCBI's taxonomy places the organism in Eukaryota, Viridiplantae, Streptophyta, Magnoliopsida, Malvales, Malvaceae.
CCGAACAGCAAAAAGACAGUUCCCCAACAACAACGGAUAGAUAAAUAAAGGCCCCUCAGCCAACGAACUCUAACAGCGCCACCAGCUUUUGUAUUUUCAUUUUGGAUACCAAAAGGGAAAAGGGGUUCAUAUAUAUUCAUUUGCAGAAAAGAGAAAGGACAACUCCAUGUUCUUUUCUCUCUCCAUUCUCACCUAACAAACAAAACCAAACUAAAUUCAUAAUAGUACAUAAUGUCUUGGCUGUUGAAGUCUCUGCAAUCCGACGUUCCUGAUUCGCCCACGUCGUCACCCGAUAACAGUCCCACCAACCGAAACGCCGGCGUCAAGGAGGACCUUUCGGUGCUCGGGGAGACUAUCGGUCGCCAACUACGUGGUGUCGCUGCCUUCUUAGCACCGCCUCCAUCUUCGCCGCCUUCCGUCACUGCCGCCGAGCGAGAACAACAGGAUCAGGAAAAAGAAGAAGAACAAGAGCAGCCGUCGGAUAAGCUCGUGGGGAUCCGCAACGAUCUGGCGGAGAUCGGUGGAAGCUUCAAGAGCGGGCUUUCGUUGUUAUCGAGUAACAAAGCGGUGACGGAGAUCUCCAGAUUCGCUUCCGGUUUCUUGCAGCUCCCAAGUCAAGAUGAUCAUGGUCAAAAUGAUGAUGAUGACGACGAUGACGACGACGACGACGGAGUUCCGGGAAUUACGGAAGAUGUGGUUGCAUUUGUUAAAGAAAUUUCCAACCGCCCAGAGUUCUGGACAGAUUUUCCUCUCUCACUACAUAACGAUUUCAAAAUGUCAGAGGCUCAGAGAGAGCAUGCUGAAAAUAUUGAACACUUAGUCCCGAGUUUUGAAGAUCUUAAAGUUAACCUUCAUAGUCACAUGGGAGACGAAAGAUUUUGGAUGAUAUAUUUCAUAUUGUUGCUUCCAAGACUGAAUGAGCAUGAUUUUGAGCUUCUAUCAACUCCUGAGGUUGUUAAAACUAGAGAUGCACUUCUGCAGAAGUUGCAAAACAAUAACAAUGCACAGGUUGCGAAUAGUAGUCUUGAUGCCUCUGAAGAGAGCAGCGAGGUUAGUGAGACAAAGCGAGAGAAUGUCUCCUCUGAGGAAAAGGUCAGUGAAAUCGUAAACGCAGCAGAAGGAUUAGAGAUUACCGAUGAAGAGAAUGCUGGGCAGUGGCUGGAAGAAGCAGAUAUUUCUAGUGGAAGUUGUGUGAGUGUGAAAAAAAACCUUGAAGAUGAAGAGGAUGUUUCGUUCAGUGAUCUGGAAGAUGAUGAUAAUUAUCUUUCUAAUAAAGUAUCAGUGCCUAAAUCGAAACAGGACAUCAAAGCUUCUUCACCUAGUGGUUCCAAUGACUGGGUUCAGCUGAACAAGAGUCCAGAAACUCGUGGCGGCUUACAGAAAGCAGGCCAAUCAAAUUCUCGAGAUAAAGAGUCUGAAGGUGAGGAGUCAAAUGACUGGCUCACUGACGAUGAUUUCGUCGACGUGGCUAGUGGCACCUGAGUUUCUGAUUUACUGUAAAGUUUCACAAAACAGUUUCCUUCCCUACCGUACUUGUGGAUCUCAACCUAUCACACAAUUGUGUUUAAAUUAAUAAUUCAAUAUCACCUCUGAAGUCGACAACUUUCAAUGCUGUUACUGUUAAUAUAUGUACAUAAAUUGAAACAUUGGUCUGUAAAUUUCCGACUAUAUGCGUUCUGCCUCCCUCUUUGUGCUUCUAAGAUUGCAAAAUACCUGUAAAUGGAAAAAUCAGUGUUGGAAUUGUUUA